This is a messenger RNA of Paraglomus occultum, 606 nucleotides long. Lineage: Eukaryota; Fungi; Glomeromycota; Glomeromycetes; Paraglomerales; Paraglomeraceae. The record is from the annotation of a GenBank genome assembly.
AUGACAAAUCUCCGCCGAAAUGGUCAGCCAUCAUCUCACAACAUUCGAUUCCAUGAAUUUUUGAAAGAGGAUCCGCGAUAUCUGAUCUUCCUUAUGGCAUUCAACGACAGUCAUUUACAUGGCGACAUCAAGUCAAAUCCACGGGCCGAGCUUUGUUGGCAGAUGCCAACGACAAGAGAAAUCUUCAACAUAACUGGCCGUUUCUACAUAAUUGCAUCUCCCUUAAAGAUAACUCGCUUCCCUGCUCCAAAAGUCGAUGAUUCCUCGACUGUUCCUGCACUACAAUAUUGGGAGUCACAGCGAUGUGCUGUAUGGACUUCUCUCUCGUCUCAGACAAGAGCAUUGUUUUCAUGGCCGCCUUCCGGUGAAGCACUACAACCUGGUCAAGAAAGAGCAAUGAAAGUGGAUGCCAUGUUAGGAAAUAGUGCAAAAGCAGACACAAAGGAACAGGUUGUGCAUAACGUGGCACUCGACAAUUUUUGCCUACUGGCUUUUAAGGUUGGAGGAAUGACGAGGCUCGAGUACAGUCAGUUUCCGCCUAAAAGGACGGUUUUCACACUAGAUGAGAAGACGCAAGAGUGGCAUGUCGCAGAAACAAAUCCAUGA